GCCGCCAGCCCGACGCCGAGCGGAGCGGCGCGGGGCCGCCAUGUGCGGGGCCGCCGUGCUGCUGCUGGCGGCGGCGGCGGCGGCGGCGGCGGCGGGGCCGGGGGGCGGCGGGGAGGAGGCGAUCCAGUGCCCGCCGUGCUCGGAGGAGCGGCUGGCCCGCUGCAAGGCCCCGCAGGGCUGCACCGAGUUGGUGCGGGAGCCGGGCUGCGGCUGCUGCGCGACCUGCGCGCUCGGCCGGGGCACCGCCUGCGGGGUGUACACGGCGCGCUGCGGGGCCGGGCUGCGCUGCUACCCGCCCCGCGGAGUGCCCCGGCCGCUGCACACCCUCAUGCACGGGCAGGGCGUCUGCACCGACCUGGCCGACGUCGAGGCCAUCCAGGAGAGCCUGCAGCCACCAGAGAAGGAGGAGAUCGAGCACCCCAACAACAGCUUCAGCCCCUGCAGCAUCCACGACCGCAAGUGCCUGCAGAAGCAGCAGGCAAAGCGCAUCAACAACGGCAAUAAAAUGCGCAGCAGUGGGAGCCCACAUCACCGCGAGGAGAGCCGGCCCAUUGCACAGGGCUCGUGUCAGAGCGAGCUGCACCGCGCGCUGGAGCGACUGGCGGCCUCACAGACACGGACACACGAGGAUCUCUACGUCAUCCCCAUCCCCAACUGCGACCGCAACGGCAACUUCCACCCCAAGCAGUGUCACCCGGCGCUGGAUGGGCAGCGGGGCAAGUGCUGGUGCGUGGACCGCAAGACGGGGGUGAAGCUGCCGGGCUUCCUGGAGCUGAAGGGGGACUUGGAUUGCCACCAGCCAGCGGACAGCAUGUGAGCGUGAGCGCGGCCGGGCCGCCCGCCGGGGCCGUGGAGGAGAGGGGACACAUCUGCUGAGCAGCUCCUGGCGCCGGGGGACCCCCGCGUGCCCCCCAUCGCUGCUCUGCUCUGCCCACGGCACGCGGCACCGCGCCACCCCAGCGCUGUGACCACCACCCAGCACCCGCUGGUGGCAUCCCCGUCCCGCACAGACCCUGGUGCGGACAGACAGACACUGCCUGGGUGCCAGCAGGGCUGCUUUCAGGCUGUUUCGGUGGAGGUGCAUAAAGGAGAAAGCAGCUGCACCCCUCCCUGCCUGCAAGCACCCGGCGCAGCCCCCGCCGCAGUGCCUUCCUCUGCGCCCACCCUGAGCGCGCAGCACGAAAAGUGCCUCGGCCCCCCCGGCCGUGUGGGCAGGGAGAGGAGGGACCUCCCGCUGCCACCUGCCGUCACCUGCCCUCGUGUGCGUGGGGUGGGGGCCGCAGUGAGCAAUAAGGACCUUCACCCCGGUGUGGGGCACCAACGGCGCCAGCUGUUCCUGGUGCAGCCCCAGACCCCGCUGCCUCCCUACGUUUGUAGUGUUCAAAUCCAUCAUUGGUGGGAUGGUCUGCGUGGUGCCCUGGGCUGAGCCGCUCCCGCUCCCCCCGGCACCCCCCACUCGUGGUUGCUGUCCUCUCAUCCUCAGAUGGGGCACAAACAGGACGGGUUUCUGUGUCCUUUGGGUGUGAAAUGGCAGCGGGUGGGGGGCUGAGUGCGGGGUGGGGGUCCUGCAGGGUCAGCGCUGUGCACCGCCGCUCCCACUGCAGUUACACAGUGCCGUGUACCAGCAUAGGGCCCCCCCCGCCGUGACCCCACCGUGACCCCACCAUGACCCUGCCGUGACCCCGCCAUCUCUUUUCCGCACUGAUGCGAUCGCCGUUCCCUAUGGGACGCCCCCAUCGCUCAGCUGUGUAGCACCAUCCUUCCUUCUUUUACGGUAAACUUGAAGCUUUGUAUCAUUACAAG
Gallus gallus (chicken) is the source of this 1803-nucleotide messenger RNA. RefSeq names its product insulin like growth factor binding protein 4 (gene IGFBP4). Gene Ontology annotation, molecular function: insulin-like growth factor II binding; insulin-like growth factor I binding. Gene Ontology annotation, cellular component: extracellular region. The record is from RefSeq and is marked provisional. Gene Ontology annotation, biological process: regulation of insulin-like growth factor receptor signaling pathway. NCBI's taxonomy places the organism in Eukaryota, Metazoa, Chordata, Aves, Galliformes, Phasianidae.